UUAUCGCGUGUUUACAGAAUACAAAGUGCAAUUGUUUUUGGUUUAUUUUAGUUUAUUCAUCGCUUCAUAGCCUUUAUUCUUAAGAUUACUGUAUUUAAGUGGGAAAAUGUAUACUCAUUUGCUGCGGAUUGUUUAUUCGUUCAGAGGUUACAGUACAAAGGCGUCACACAAUGUACAAGUACGGCCGAUUAACAAAAUUCUGAUCGCCAAUCGUGGUGAGAUCGCAUGCCGUGUAAUACGCACUGCGCGCCGGUUGGGUGUGCGUACGGUUGCUGUAUACUCUGAUCCAGAUGAGCACUCACUACACGCGUCUUUCGCCGAUGAGGCAUAUCGAGUCGGCGAGGCAGCGUCGGCGGCUUCCUAUUUGCGCGGCCAACACAUUAUUGAAAUCGCUAAGAAAGCUGCCUGCCAAGCGAUACACCCCGGUUAUGGGUUUCUCUCCGAAUCUGUAGAAUUCGCUGAGCUGUGUCAACAUGAGAAUAUUAUUUUCAUGGGACCACCCAGCACGGCAAUACGGGAUAUGGGCAUUAAAAGUACAAGCAAAGCGAUUAUGGCCGCCGCAGGCGUACCAAUCAUAAAUGGUUAUCAUGGCGAUGAUCAGUCUGAUGAGCGGUUGCAGACCGAAGCAGAAGAAAUUGGGUUUCCAUUAAUGAUCAAGGCAGUACGCGGUGGCGGUGGAAAGGGUAUGCGUGUCGCAGACAAAAGGGAAGACUUUUUAACAGCGCUUAAUUCGGCGCGAAAUGAAUCGCAGAAGUCAUUUGGCGACAGUUCAGUGCUAUUGGAGCGUUAUGUGCGCUCGCCACGACACGUAGAGGUUCAAGUGUUUGCCGAUCAAUAUGGCGACGCGGUGUACUUGUGGGAGCGAGAUUGCUCUGUGCAGCGGCGUCACCAAAAGAUCAUUGAAGAAGCGCCGGCGCCUGGUCUGUCGGAGCAACUGCGUCGCGAAUUGGGCGAAGCUGCAGUACGCGCAGCCAAGGCAGUGGGUUACGUUGGUGCUGGUACUGUAGAGUUCAUCAUGGACAAGGAAGAUCUCUCAUUCCACUUUAUGGAAAUGAAUACGCGUUUACAGGUGGAGCAUCCAAUAUCGGAAAUGAUCACUGGCACUGAUUUGGUCGAAUGGCAAAUUCGCAUUGCAGCGGGUGAGCGUUUACCGCUGACGCAAGAGGAAAUCGGUCGCAAAGGGCAUGCAUUUGAGGCCCGUAUUUACGCAGAAAACCCACGCGGUGGAUUUCUGCCUGGUGCUGGCCCACUGCGUUACCUAGCGACACAACCGAACGAGUUUGUGCGCGUCGAAACAGGAGUACGCGAGGGGGACGAAGUGUCCGUACAUUACGAUCCAAUGAUCGCGAAAUUAGUUGUUUGGGGCGAGAAUCGCACGCAAGCAUUGAAUAGCUUAAUUGCACGACUGCGCGAAUAUCAUAUCACCGGUCUGGAAACCAAUAUCAAUUUUCUUAUCGAUUUGGCUGCACAUACAGAAUUUCAGAAAGGCAACGUACAUACGGGUUUCAUUGACCAACACUUCGAUACACUCUUUCCUCCCACCGAAAUCAAAGGACAACUAUGUAAAGCAGUUGUGGCUCUAGUUCUAAAUGAAAUGCAAGUUUUUGACAGUAAUGCGGACAAAAAUGAUCCCUUUAAGGCGUCAAAAAAUACGCGUUUGAAUUUUUCGCUGAUAAGGAGUUACAAUUUGAAAGCAAACGAUAAAGUUUAUAACACAAAAGUUCGUUUUGACGAAUCCGCCUUACAAAUACAAAUCGAUGAUGGACCAUGGAAAAGUGUGAAAUCAGAGCGGGUAUGGGAUGGCGAUCGGUUAAAAAUCAGGGCAAAUAUUGACAAUAGCAUUUCAACAUUCAACGCUAACAUCGAUGGCACAGAAGUUGCAAUUUUUUUGGAUAAUGGCAAAGUAAGUUUCGAAUUGGUACAGCCGAAAUUCUUGAAUGCACUCUCCGAUGAACAUGGCGGUGUUGGUGGCAAUAAAAUUGUAGCCCCAAUGCCAGGUGUCUUAGAGAAAGUGUUGGUAAAGCCUGGCGAUAAGGUGCAAAAAGGCGAUAGCUUAGCUUUGCUGAUAGCAAUGAAAAUGGAGCAUAUUCUGAAAGCACCACAGGAUGCCACUAUCAAAUCGAUUGGCGGUAAGGAAGGAGAAAAUAUUGCCAAAGGCGCAGCGGUUAUCGUAUUUGAAGAUGAGGCAGCUAAGUAAAUAUAUUUCAAACAAACCAGUGACGAUUGUACCAGAGGAUAUUGCAUUUAUAUAUAUACAUAUGUACAUAUUUUUUUUUUAUAUUGUAGAUGGUCUGAAUUUUGAAACAUGUGCAUUUAUUAGUUGUUAAAUAAAUUGAUUGGAAAAACCAAGCUUGUUUAAAUAAAAUAGCAUGCAAAAUAUAUAAUAAAAG
Messenger RNA from Rhagoletis zephyria (snowberry fruit fly), 2390 nucleotides. RefSeq names its product methylcrotonoyl-CoA carboxylase subunit alpha, mitochondrial-like. Gene Ontology annotation, cellular component: mitochondrion. Gene Ontology annotation, molecular function: ATP binding; methylcrotonoyl-CoA carboxylase activity; metal ion binding. The record is from RefSeq and is a predicted model, not a curated record. Lineage: Eukaryota; Metazoa; Arthropoda; Insecta; Diptera; Tephritidae.